CUACAGGGAACAUAGAGAAUGUCUAAGAAAAUUAUCAUCAUCACCACAUACCUCCAUAGUCUCCCUUUAUAUCGGCCACCAUCAAACACCAUCAUCCCCUUGUCGGCAUCUCCUUCUUCUCCUCUCUCUCUCUCUCCAUCAAGAAACAAGAAAUUGUCUCCAUCUUCAGGCGAUCCUCAGUUCUUUCUUUAGAGAAUGGAUCGCCAAGAACUCGUCACCCUUCAGAGAAACAGUAGCUGCAGCAGGAGUACAAAGAAGAUCAUCCCUUCAAACUACAUGAGAUCGACGCCUCCCAUAUCUGAACACGAAGACAUCUCCGAUAAGCUUCUCCUCAGCAGACACUCUCCAAUACAACGGCUGAACAAAAUCCAUUCAAGAUUCUCUUCUAUUCUCCGUUCUAUCUUCAAGAUUGUUGCUUUUCCCAAUAUAAUUAUCCCCACCUGUAAAUGGCUUUCUCUUCCUACUCAGCUCUCAAUCACUCCUUCUCUUGGCCGGAAAGUCACUGGUACCCUUUUCGGUCACCGGCGUGGACAUGUCAGCUUCGCAGUCCAGGACGAUCCCAGGUCGGAACCGGUGUUAUUACUAGAGCUAGCCAUGUCAACGUCCAUGUUGGUUAAAGAAAUGUCGUCCGGUCUGGUUCGGAUUGCACUGGAGUGCGACAAGGUUCAGGUUCCAGCGCAGGGGAGAGGCACCAGGUCAGGGAAGCUGUUUAACGAGCCAAUGUGGACUAUGUAUUGUAACGGGAGGAAGUGUGGAUUUGCAGCAUCGCGCACGUGCACAGACCUUGAUUGGCACGUGCUCAGCACCGUGCAGAGCGUUUCUGUUGGAGCUGGGGUUAUUCCAAUGGUGGAAGAUGGCCGGAAAGGCGGCGGGUCAGACGGGGAGUUGCUGUAUAUGAGAGCAAAAUUUGAGCGAGUUGUAGGAAGCCGUGACUCGGAGGCGUUUUACAUGAUGAACCCAGAUGGAAAUGGAGGGCCUGAACUCGGUAUAUUUCUUCUAAGAAUAUGAAAAUUAAUUAAAAAAACAAUAGAAGAAAAGAAAGGCUUGUUGGGAGAAGUUUGUUUAAUUACUUAGUUAAAUGUAUGAUGUAGUUUUUUUCUAAUAUUUGCUUAUAUUAUCGAUGGAAAAUUUUAAUUAUUGUGUAA
Molecule: messenger RNA, 1145 nt
Organism: Manihot esculenta (cassava)
Lineage: Eukaryota; Viridiplantae; Streptophyta; Magnoliopsida; Malpighiales; Euphorbiaceae
Product: protein MIZU-KUSSEI 1
Exons: 1
Coding region: 196-1008 (270 amino acids)
Biological process (GO): hydrotropism
Source: RefSeq, a predicted model, not a curated record